AUGAAACUAGUCCAAUAAGAGUAUUACUUCAGCAGACCUAAAAUUAAUAGUUUGUAUUCAUCUGAGAGCAGAUUUAAAUCUAUAUCUCAUUAUUCUGAUAAGUCUUUAGUACAGAAUAUUGAUACCUAAAUCUAAAUCAAUUAAAUCAUUCAAAACAUUUAAUACAUGAAGGGCAAGAUUAAUUAUGAAAAAAAUUAAUUACAACAGCUAUCCUUUCUUAAUAGUGAUACUAAUUUUUCAUUUACUUCUGUUCCUCUUAGUAAAUUAGAUCCAGAGUCAUAUACAAUGAAAUAAAAGAUUGUAUAACUUAAAGAGCAAGUAUGAAUGUAACUUAUUAGUUAAAACAAUUAGAGAAUGAAGAGAAGCGAAUUUAAUUGAUGAAUUAUUAGAAAAUUGAUUAGAAUGAAGAAUACGCUUUUAAAAAUUAUACUAUGAAUAUCAUGAUGAAUAAAUCUAAAUAAUAACUUAUUUAACAUAAAACUGAACUUAUAAAGUAGAUCAAAUAAUUAAAACAAGAAAUUUAUUUGGAUUAAAUGGAGAUUAGUGUUUAAGACAAUCAAAUUAUUGUUUUAGAAAGAAAAAAUAAAUAAUAUAAGUUAAAAUUAUCAAAAGUUUCUGAAGAACUUAAACAAAUUAAAUAAAAUGUAAGUGCUUUUUAAUAAUUUGAUAUGAAAAAAUCUAGAUAAAUCAAAGAUUUUAUGAGUAAAUUGGGAGUAGGUGAUUCUAAAGCAGAUGAUAUGGAUGAAGUAAUUGAAAAUUACAAUAGAAAAAUAUAGAAUAAUUAAAAAACAAUAGAUGAAUUAAUAUUAAUCGCAUAACAAAGAUUAUACAGUACAUUAUCAUAAAUGUAAGAUUUGGAAUAUCAAAUAAAGAUAUAGAAAGAAGUCAAAUUAGAAUUAUAUUAAUAAAUUAGUGAAUUAAAAUUAUUGAUUUCCAAAUUCUCAAAAACUAAAAAGACAUCCUUAGAUAAUAAUUACAAUAAAGAUAAUUUAUAAGAGGAUGAAAAAGUUGAUUGGAUAUUAAAUAGUAGAGAUUUAGAUGAAUUUCCAUUAACAUAAUCAAAAAAUAUAGAUGAAUUUGAAGAGGAUUUUUGA
This is a messenger RNA of Paramecium primaurelia, 1094 nucleotides long. NCBI's taxonomy places the organism in Eukaryota, Ciliophora, Oligohymenophorea, Peniculida, Parameciidae. The record is from the annotation of a GenBank genome assembly.